Messenger RNA from Durotheca rogersii, 1500 nucleotides. RefSeq lists its product as uncharacterized. Lineage: Eukaryota; Fungi; Ascomycota; Sordariomycetes; Xylariales; Xylariaceae. The coding region runs from base 198 to 1220 and encodes 340 amino acids. Gene Ontology annotation, cellular component: cytoplasm; nucleus. The record is from RefSeq and is a predicted model, not a curated record. The transcript has 2 exons. Gene Ontology annotation, molecular function: RNA polymerase II CTD heptapeptide repeat phosphatase activity; RNA polymerase core enzyme binding.
UGGGCUGGCCCAUAUCAAGUUAGCGCGCAUCAUUUACAGUGUAGCUACGUAAUACCUACACCGUGGGGGGUUGAAGUACCUACGUCACAUCUUGGACACUUCGCCUAUCUACCAGCCUAGACCUAUCUACUGCAUAGCAAACUAAUAGAUAUAAAGCCUUGAAGCGUCGGUAUAUAGGUACACAUACCGAGCCCACCAUGUCGUCUACAUCCUCGGGGUCGGGGAAACCUCCCAGGGGCAUUCUCAAGAAACCCUCCACAGCUCCUCCAAGCUCGGCAACCACUACUACCGCCACCUCCUCCACGUCAAUCCUAAACCCGCAGCCGAACCCGAAUCCCGGGAAGACCGAAAAGCCCGAUCCUCGCGAAGUCGCCAUCCGUCGCGCCAACAUCAUCCAGCAGCAGUGGGAGCUCGAGGACCGGGUCCAGGACUCCAUCAUCGAGCUGUCGCGGUUCCCCCACGCGCCUCCUCCUUCUCCCCCUCCUACUUCGGGCGACGGCGACAAGAGCCAGGCCGGCGGCGCCGGGGACCCGGCCGCGCGGCCGUCGGCCUCGGACGCGGCGCGCUUCCGGGAGCUCGUGCGGCUCUUCCAGCCGGGGGACUACGAGGACCUGAUCGAGGAGCGCAACGCGCGGGGCGCGUGCGGGUACGCGCUGUGCCCGCGGCCCCGCCUACGCUUCCCCUCCUCGGGCGGCUUCAAGCUCGUCCGCUACGGCCGCCCCGACUUCAACAUCGUCCCCCGCCGCGAGCUCGAGCGCUGGUGCUCCCAGCCCUGCGCCCGCCGCGCCAUGUACGUCAAGGUCCAGCUCGCCGAGACCGCCGCCUGGGAGCGCGCCGGCAUCCCCAGCAUCCGCAUCGAGCUGCUCGACGACUACGACCCGGACGGCCGGCGCGCCGACCCCGAAGCCGCCGAGGAGCGCGUCCGCCGCGAGCUCGAGAGCCUCCGGCUCGACGGCGAGCGCAAGGCCAACCGCAACGCGCGGGACCUCGCCCUCGAGCGCGGCGAUGUCGGAGUUGGGGGUGGUGAGCCCCCCGCCCGGUCCGUUGAGGUCGUGAUCGCAGAGAAUGUGAUGACGAAGGCGGUGGAAGAACCUUCGUUGCCUCUUGCCGGCGACGGCGACGUGCAUUUGCUACUGGAUGGCUACAAGACUAAGUUUGGCCUCGGGUCUGAAACAACUUCUACGGGCGUUGGCGUCGUAAAGGCUGUGGACGAAGAAUAAAAGAAGCCCGUUUUCUCACUGAUGGCCCAUCAUUUAUAAUGAUGUCAUGACCACAUGAUGGGAUGCGACAAAGGGCACUCAGACGUUGAGGUCGUAGCGAAACGAGAUACCCCAGAUGAUACUUACACGAUACCUCGCUAAAAAACGUACCUAAUACGGCGUAAAGAUAAAAAAAGAUCGAGGGGCCAGGAAACCUCGAACCGUUGACAUUACGGGUAGGUAGUCUUAGCAUUUUCGCACGAAUAGUAUCCAGCUAUAGUCGUUUGUAUGCUACAGACGG